AUGGAGAUUCAACGACCAAUCAUCAAACUCAUGGUUCUCCACUCAAACCACGACAAAAGCGACAACCUUUCCCGACGAGAGUCUCUCCCCGGUAAAUCCAAAUGGAGAAUCUCUCUCUCCCGUUCCCCGUCCUCGUCUUCUUCAAAAUCCAACAACAGUUCACCGUCCAAAACAGAGAUUCCGACAGAAUUCCUCUGUCCGAUCUCCGGCUCCUUAAUGGCCGACCCAGUCAUCGUCUCCUCCGGUCACUCCUACGAGCGAGCUUGCGUCACCGCCUCCAAAACCCUAGGGUUCACUCCAAACCCUUCACUCCCAAACUCCCCGCCGGAUUUCACCACCGUCAUACCUAACCUCGCCUUAAAAUCCGCAAUUCUAAGCUGGUGCGACCGCCGGAGCUUCCCGCCGCCGAAGCCCCUCGACACCGCCGCCGCGGAGAAGCUCGUCUUCUCCUUAAUGGAGAAAACUAACAGACGUAGCCGGAAAGUUUCCAUUUCUGAGAAGGAGCUAAUCCAAGCGAUAAAGGACAAACCUUCGGUGAGACUCGACCACGCCGCGACGGAGCUUGACCGGAGACCUAACUACUUCAACUCCAGCUCCGACGAGUCGGUAGCCUCCUCGAGCCGUACGCUACAGCUCGCGACUCGACCUAGCUGCUUCUCCUCGCCUUCAUCCGCAGAGAUCGAGUCUCUGGAGCCAAACCCUAGCCCGGAGGAAGAAGCUUUACUCGUGAAGCUAAAGAGCAACCGAAUCUCUGAGAUCGAAGAGGCUUUGGUUUCGAUCAGACGCGUCACGAGGCUCGACGAAGGUUCUAGAAUCAGUCUAUGUACAGCGAGGCUAAUCUCUGCGCUCAAGUCGCUUAUCGUUUCGAGAUACGCGACUGUUCAGGUUAACGCCACUGCGGUUUUAGUGAAUCUCUCUUUGGUGAAAUCUAAUAAAGUGAAGAUCGUACGGUCAGGAAUCGUUCCUCCGUUGAUCGACGUUCUCAAAUGCGGUUCGUCGGAGGCGCAGGAGCACUCCGCCGGAGCGAUUUUCAGUUUGGCUCUGGAAGAUGAGAACAAGACGGCGAUCGGAGUUCUCGGGGCGUUGGAGCCGUUACUUCAUCUGAUCCGAGUCGGGACUGAGUUGACUCGGCAUGACUCGGCGCUUGCUCUGUAUCAUCUGUGUAACAACCCAGACCCGGCCCAUUGACAUUUGUAUUUUUUUUAAAAGAAAGCCCAACUGCAAAAGGCCCAAUAGCUAGAAACCCUAGGGUUUUCCCUCAUGUUCCUAUAAAAGGAGGUGCCUCCUUCUCUUUUUUCUCAUUAGAGAGAAACGAAGCGAAGCCCUGCAGAGAUCCCGGGAGACCGAAAGCCCUAGCCGU
This is a messenger RNA of Eruca vesicaria subsp. sativa (arugula), 1360 nucleotides long. The record is from the annotation of a GenBank genome assembly. NCBI's taxonomy places the organism in Eukaryota, Viridiplantae, Streptophyta, Magnoliopsida, Brassicales, Brassicaceae.